AUGGCGAUCCAGAAGAAGCACGGCAAAGGCCGUCUCGACAAAUGGUACAAGCUCGCCAAGGAGAAGGGCUACCGCGCCCGCGCCGCCUUCAAGCUCAUCCAGCUGAACAAAAAGUACAAUUUCCUCGAGAAGAGCAAGGUCCUCAUCGAUCUGUGCGCCGCCCCCGGAUCAUGGUGUCAAGUCGCGUCCGAGGUCAUGCCCGCAAAUGCCCUUAUCAUCGGUGUCGAUUUGGCACCGAUCAAAGCCAUCCCACGUUGCAUCACCUUCCAGAGCGAUAUUACGACCGACAAGUGUCGUGCGACCAUCCGACAGCACCUCAAGACAUGGAAGGCGGACACCGUAUUGCACGACGGAGCGCCCAAUGUCGGUACGGCGUGGGUGCAGGAUGCUUUCACGCAGGCCGAGCUUGUGCUGCAGUCUAUGAAGCUGGCGACUGAGUUUUUGGUCGAGGGUGGAACUUUCGUCACCAAGGUCUUCCGUUCGAAGGACUACAACUCUCUGUUGUGGGUAUUCAACCAGCUGUUCACCAAAGUCGAAGCCACGAAGCCACCCUCCUCGCGUAACGUCUCCGCCGAAAUCUUUGUCGUCUGCCGCGGCUUCAAAGCACCCAAGCACAUCGACCCCCGUUUCCUCGACGCGAAGAGCGUGUUCGCAGAAUUGGCCGACCCGACCCCGAACAAUGAAGCUAAGGUGUUUAAACCUGAGAUCAAGAAGAGGAAACGUGAGGGUUAUGAAGAAGGCGACUGGACCCAGUUCAAGGAAGCACCUGUGAGCGAGUUCAUCCAGACGACCGACCCCAUCGCUAUGCUUGGAGGCCUGAACAAGUUGAGCUUUGUCCAGCCACCCAACGGAGACGUCGCCAUUGCAACCAUCGACAAACUGCCAGAGACUACAAUCGAAGUCCGAAAUUGCUGUGCGGAUCUCAAAGUAUUGGGCCGCGCCGACUUCAAGAGGCUGCUCCGAUGGCGAUUGAAGGUCCGAGAUAUUUUCGGCUUUGCCUCUAAGAAGAAGCAAGAGGAGGCAGAGGGUGAGGAGGUUGCCGAGGUUGAGCCUAUGGACGAGGAAAUGCAAAUCAUGGAAGAUAUGCAGCGGCUUGACGACCAAGAGUCCAAGAAGAAGAAAAAGGCACGGCGACAGGAGAAUGAGCGCAAGCAGAAGGAGGUCGUGCGAAUGCAAAUGAACAUGACUACGCCCUUUGAGAUCGGUAUGGAGCAAGCUGGUCCUCAAGGCGACGAUUCCAUGUUCGGUCUCAAGUCGAUCGACAAGGCCGGAGCACUGUCCAAGGUCGCACGCGGCAAGAUGGCAACAGUAGUUGAACGUGAGAAGCCUGAAGAGUCCGAUGAAGAGAUUGUCACCGAUGACGAAGGUGACCAGCUUGAUGCAGAGCUGGAUAACAUGUACAGCGAGUACGUGGAGCACAGAUCUGCGCGAGAUGCCAAGUAUCGUGCGAAACGUGCUCGGAAGGAGGACGAGGAUGGGGAAUGGCAUGGCUUUUCCGAUGAGGAUAAGGAGGAGAGUGAUGACGAGGAAUUGGUACAGGAUGAGGACAGCGACUUCAGCGACGAUGAGGAUGAGGCGCCGCGACCCCUAAUAACCGACCUCGACAAGAAUGGCAACACCAAAGGUGGUCUUACUAAACGCGCUUCGAGAUUCUUCGACCAAGACAUUUUCAAAGGCAUAGAUGACUUGGAAGAACUGGAAGAGGCAGAAGAAGACGGCGAGGACAGUGGCAUCGAUGUUGACGGCGAUAGCGAAGAGGAUACCACUGCUGCAGCACGCGAAAAAGCCGUUGUUGUGAAGAAAGUCAAGAUCGAGGCACCGCCACAAGAAGAUGAUGCAGACUCAUCCGAUGACGAAGACAAGAUAGAGGAAGUCGCCCGCGACGAAACCCAAUGGGAGCAAGACAAUACCCCUAUGCGCAACGGCCGUCCUGACGUCGACAUCAUCACCGCCGAAGCCAUGACAAUGGCACACCAGCUUGCCACCGGCAAGAAAACCAAAGCCGACCUCCUCGAUGACUCCUUCAAUCGCUACUCUCUCCGCGACGUCGACGGCCUUCCAGACUGGUUCCUCGACGACGAGAACAAGCACUCCAAGCUGCAGCGCCCGACCACCGCAGCCGCAGCCGCCGCCAUCAAAGAGAAGAUGCGCGCCCUCAACGCCCGCCCCAUCAAGAAGGUCCGCGAGGCCAAGGCCCGCAAGAAGUUCAAGGCUGCGCAGCGCCUCGAAAAGCUGAAGAAGAAGUCUGCGCUGCUGGCGGACGAGGAGGGCUUGACUGAGAAGGAGAAGGCGCAGUCUAUUGCGAGGUUGAUGAGCCGUGCCGCGAAGAAGAAGCCCAAGCAAAAGGUUACCGUUGUUGUGGCGAGGGGUAGUAACAAGGGUAAGGGCCGGCCUGGCGGGACGAAGGGCAAGUAUAAGAUGGUGGAUGCGAGGUUGAAAAAGGAUGUCAGGGCUGAGAAAAGGAUUGCGAAGAAGAGGAAAUAG
Didymosphaeria variabile is the source of this 2484-nucleotide messenger RNA. RefSeq names its product AdoMet-dependent rRNA methyltransferase spb1 (gene SPB1). The transcript has a single exon. Gene Ontology annotation, cellular component: preribosome, large subunit precursor; nucleus; nucleolus. Gene Ontology annotation, molecular function: rRNA (guanine) methyltransferase activity; rRNA (uridine-2'-O-ribose)-methyltransferase activity. The coding region runs from base 1 to 2484 and encodes 827 amino acids. Lineage: Eukaryota; Fungi; Ascomycota; Dothideomycetes; Pleosporales; Didymosphaeriaceae. The record is from RefSeq and is a predicted model, not a curated record. Gene Ontology annotation, biological process: maturation of 5.8S rRNA from tricistronic rRNA transcript (SSU-rRNA, 5.8S rRNA, LSU-rRNA); rRNA methylation; maturation of LSU-rRNA from tricistronic rRNA transcript (SSU-rRNA, 5.8S rRNA, LSU-rRNA).